Molecule: messenger RNA, 1264 nt
Organism: Drosophila innubila
Lineage: Eukaryota; Metazoa; Arthropoda; Insecta; Diptera; Drosophilidae
Gene: TfIIB
Product: transcription initiation factor IIB
Exons: 4
Coding region: 111-1058 (315 amino acids)
Biological process (GO): transcription preinitiation complex assembly; transcription initiation at RNA polymerase II promoter
Cellular component (GO): nucleus; transcription preinitiation complex
Molecular function (GO): TBP-class protein binding; RNA polymerase II general transcription initiation factor activity
Source: RefSeq, a predicted model, not a curated record
UUUUGUUUUUCAGUUCAUCUCUAGGCUAUUUCAUUUGCAGUUGUGUUUUUCAGCGUUAUUACUCAGAAUAUUGAAAUAAAGAUUAACGAAAUUUGAAAAACAAAUAUUAAAUGGCUUCCACAUCAAGACUUGAAAACAACAAGGUGUGCUGCUAUGCACAUCCCGAGGCUGCAUUAAUUGAAGAUUAUCGCGCUGGGGAUAUGAUAUGCUCGGAUUGUGGCCUGGUUGUUGGAGACCGCGUCAUUGAUGUGGGCUCCGAGUGGCGUACAUUUAGCAACGAGAAAAGUGGUGUCGAUCCAAGUCGUGUUGGUGGCCCGGAGAAUCCACUCCUCAGUGGCGGUGAUUUGUCGACAAUAAUUGGUCCUGGCACCGGCUCGGCAUCCUUUGAUGCUUUCGGCGCACCAAAGUAUCAAAACAGACGCACAAUGAGCAGUUCAGAUCGUUCCCUGAUAUCUGCAUUCAAAGAAAUUUCAUCAAUGGCCGACCGAAUUAACUUACCAAAAACUAUUGUUGAUCGUGCAAAUAAUUUAUUCAAGCAGGUACAUGAUGGAAAGAAUCUUAAAGGUCGUUCAAAUGAUGCCAAGGCAUCGGCUUGUCUGUAUAUUGCCUGUCGCCAGGAAGGCGUUCCACGCACAUUCAAGGAAAUCUGUGCAGUUAGUAAGAUAAGCAAGAAGGAAAUUGGUAGAUGCUUUAAACUGACACUCAAAGCACUCGAGACAAGUGUUGAUUUGAUUACCACUGCCGAUUUUAUGUGUCGUUUCUGUGCCAAUUUGGAUCUUCCCAAUAUGGUGCAGCGGGCUGCUACGCACAUAGCGAAAAAAGCUGUGGAAAUGGAUAUUGUACCUGGUCGAUCGCCAAUCUCUGUGGCAGCGGCAGCCAUUUACAUGGCAUCCCAAGCGUCGGAGCAUAAACGCAGUCAGAAGGAAAUUGGUGAUAUUGCCGGAGUUGCCGAUGUAACAAUUCGUCAAUCAUAUAAGUUAAUGUAUCCGCAUGCAGCGAAGCUAUUCCCAGAUGACUUCAAGUUUACUACGCCAAUUGAACAGCUUCCCCAAAUGUGAAAUAUUUCACAAAUAAAUUAACGAUGCUCAAUUAUCAUUUAUAUACAUAUAUGUUCAGAAACAUUGAUUGCAACAUUAGCAACAUGAAAAUACUUUUGUAGGGCAAGUCUAGUUUAUAACAUGAAUUACUAUAUUACUAUUAUAUUCGCAAGACAAAUACGAUUUUAUUCAUAUUAAAAUGCAUAAAUGCAAAUGAAUUCGCAACA